AUGGGAAGCAAUACCAUCUACUUCACAACAAGGCAAGGUCUCCUCUGCUCUCAACACAAACCUCAUAAGAUACCAGUCAUCAUGGCGUGGGUACUGUCCAACACAGCUACAAGUGCCACCACUCCAGAGCAUAAAGAUCAGCUCCCCAACCCUUUUGAGCUUCAAGACUCUCAAAUCCGCCACAAAGUUUAUCUCACCCAUGUCAAUGAUGACAAGGAGUUCGAUAGGGAUAUCCUUUUCACCCUUGUGUCCAACACUGUCAACUCGACCUCAGCUCAACUUUCAGCAGCUACUACUUCUGUUACAAGUUUAAAACCAGACUUCCCUACACUGAAGCGGCUUUCUUGUCAGAUGAUAACCACACGUGGCACUCCAGAAUGUGCACACCAGACAGCACUAAGGAUUCUUCAGCAACUGAGUGGCUUCUCGUGGGAUGCGAAAGCACUGAUAGCAGUAGCUGGUUUCUCUUUAGAAUAUGGGGAGUUUUGGAGGCUUGAUCGGGUUCAAGCCGCAGAUCAAUUUGGGAACUCACUGAAGCAGCUGAACCAAGUCCAAAUCAGCAGAAGGGUCCCUGCAGAUAUGAUUGAUCUGGUCACAGUUUUAGGAGAAGUGCUUAGUUACAUCAAUCUGUGGGCAAAAUGGUCUGCCAUGGAUUACGACACAGAGGCUGUGCAUUCCUUGCAAGCUGCCAUGCAAGAGAUCCCUCUUGUUGUGUACUGGACAAUUGCUUCCACUGUUGCUUCUAUUGGCAACCUUGUCGGUAUAUCGGAGCAUAAAUUAUCAGCAUAUAAAGAAAGGCUUGAAUUCAUUUUUAAAAAGUUGCAGUUUCACCUGGAGAAUUGCAGAGUGGAAAUAGGAAGGAUUCAAGAUUACCACAUCCGUUUCAACAUUAGAUAUCCUAAAAUUAAAGAUGUUGUAGAGCUGUUGGAUAUUCUGAUUAUUCCGGGUUCUGACAAUGGGACUUCGAUACCCAAAAUAUUUGAAGGCGGCGUCCUAAUUAAAAAUGGUAUUGAAGUGUUCAAGCAAAAAUAUGUGAUGCUGUUCUUUUCGAGCCUAGACAGCAUUGGAGAUGAGAUCUUGCUUUUGAAUUCCAUCAAUAACGGGUUGCAAGAGAACCCAGGAGAAGAAAUAAAAGGUUUCAAAAAAGGGGAUUUCAAGAUUUUGUGGAUCCCCAUUGUGGAUGACUGGAAGAGUAAGAGGGAGCAGUUUACUAAUUUGAAGGAAAAGAUCAAAUUCUACCUUGUGGAGUACUUUGAAGAGUUACCAGGAUAUGAUAUAAUAAUGGACAAAUUUAAAUACGAAGGCUUGCCUAUUGUGUCUGUGGUCAACCCUCAAGGUCAGAUAAUGAAUGAGAAUGCAUUGCAGAUUAUUUUUGAAUGGGGGAUCGACGCCUUUCCUUUUAGGCGAAGUGACGUUUAUGAUCUCAACAAAAAAUGGAAAUGGUUUUGGAAUUUGUUGGAGCAAACCGAUGAUAAUGCAAAGCGCUUGGGGAAGGAUAAUACUAGUUACGCCUUCAUCUAUGGAGGUAACGACAGUAGUUGGGUGCAGAACUUCAAGAUCGCAAUUGGAAAAAUUGAGAAGCAUGUGAUCAACAAUGUGGACAUAAACAUAGAGCCCUAUCAGUUGGGGGAGAGUAACCCUGACAAUGUUCCUUCAUUUUGGAUCGGCCUUGAUGGGAAGAAGAAGAACAAAGGGUGCAAGGACAAAGUGGACUGCGAAAUUCAAGAAGUUGUGAGGACCUUGCUUUGCCUCAAACAAGACCCUUCAGGAUGGGUUGUUCUUAGUAGAGGGCGUAACUUGAAGAUUCUGGGUCAUGCUGAGCCUAUGUAUCAAACUGUGCUUGAUUUUGAGAAGUGGAAAAACAAAGUGCUUGAGAAAGAAACCUUUGAUGUGGCCUUCAAAGAAUAUUAUGAUGUGGUUAAGGAGAAAUAUGCUAGUCUCCCAUAUGAUCAUACUUCAAGUGUCCUAGCAACAAUAACUUGCCCAAAUCCCUUGUGUGGGCGCGUGAUGGAGGUUACAUCAAUUAAUUACAGGUGCUGCCAUGGUAGUGCAAACAGCUGCAAUCUCUGAUUUCUCUCGAGGACCAACAAGUAUCUUCCAAAGUUUGUGUUGCUUAAACAUGAAGUUUCACUUCAACUUUUGUUUGUUUACUUCAUAUAUAUGCUUGUGUCUAGACGAAUGCAUUGUGUCCUAUGUAUCCACUUUGUUCGCCCUUGAAUGGGUCGGAACUAAAUAAUGGCUCCUUUUCCUGCA
Glycine soja is the source of this 2253-nucleotide messenger RNA. Its product is annotated as protein SIEVE ELEMENT OCCLUSION B-like. The record is from RefSeq and is a predicted model, not a curated record. Gene Ontology annotation, biological process: phloem development. The coding region runs from base 1 to 2070 and encodes 689 amino acids. Lineage: Eukaryota; Viridiplantae; Streptophyta; Magnoliopsida; Fabales; Fabaceae. The transcript is spliced from 7 exons.